This is a messenger RNA of Rhodamnia argentea, 1557 nucleotides long. Its product is annotated as root phototropism protein 3-like. The coding region runs from base 156 to 1460 and encodes 434 amino acids. The record is from RefSeq and is a predicted model, not a curated record. NCBI's taxonomy places the organism in Eukaryota, Viridiplantae, Streptophyta, Magnoliopsida, Myrtales, Myrtaceae. The transcript has 3 exons.
GUCCUCUCCAACGUCAACCAAAACCUCUCGUCUCCUUUCUCAGACCAACCACAUUGCGCUUCCCUCAUCACGAUAACCACUCGCUCCUCGUCCUUGUGCCAGUACCAAAACUCUUUCGCCUCUCUCAAACCCCAAGCCUCACCAGUCGCUAGCGCAUGAAGAAGCUGACAUUACCGGGAUCCGCCGUCAAGGCGCAGCAGUUUGCGGGCAUGGCCGCCGACUCUUGGUUCAACGACGCCUGCAUCCUCGACAUGGACUACUUCGUCAAGACGGUCGCGGCCAUUAAGGCCAAGGGCGUCCGCCCCGACCUUGUCGGCUCCAUCAUCUCCCACUACGCCUCCAAGUGGCUCCCCGAGCUCGCCGAGGACUUCCUUGAGAAGGGCGGCGGCGACCUUUCCGAGUUCGAGGGGGGACCCCCCGAGAGCGCCAUGGCGUCAUGGAUGAAGAAGCGGUUCUUCGCCGAGACCCUCGUCGGGAUCCUUCCUACCGAGCAGGACUCCGUCGCGUGUGACUUCUUGCUACGCCUCUUGCGCGCGGCCAACAUGGUCGGCGUGGAGCCGAGUUACAGGUUAGAGCUAGAGAAGAGGGUGUCAUGGCAAUUGGAACGGGCCUCGCUGAAGGAGCUCAUGAUACCGUCGUUCAGCCACGCAUGCGGGACGCUGCUGGACAUCGAGCUCGUGCUGAGGCUGGUCAAGAGCUUUGUGAGCUUGGAGGUCGAAGGCGGCGGCAGCAAGAGCGGGGCUGCGCUGGUCAAAGUGGCCAAGCUCGUGGACUGUUACUUGGCUGAAGCCGCGGUCGACUCAAACUUGAGCAUCGGAAAGUUUGUGGCUCUCGCCAGCGUUCUUCCCGGUCACGCCCGGUCGUCCGACGAUGGCUUAUACAGGGCCAUCGACACCUAUCUCAAGGCACAUCCCAACGUGUCGAAACAAGGGAGGAAGACCCUGUGCGAACUGAUGGACAGCCGGAAGCUCUCGCCGGAGGCGUCCCUCCAUGUGGCCCAGAACGAGCGCCUGCCCGUGCGGGUCGUGAUCCAGGUCCUCUUCUCGGAGCAGGCCAAGCUGAACCGCCACCUUGACUGGAGCGGCUCCUUCAGCGGGGCCCGGAGCCCGAAACUGGCCGGGCUCGAGACCCCGGCGCGGUGCCUCUCGAAGCGCGAGGAGAGCGUGCAGCAGGCGGAGAUAUGGAAGCUGAGGGAGGAGGUGGCGAGGCUGCAGAGCCAGUGCGGCGGCAUGCAGGCGCAGAUCGAGAGGAUGCUGGAGAAGAAGAGCAAGGGCUUCUUCAGGUGGAAGAAGAUAGGGUUGGUGCCGAGUUCGGUCAAGAACACCGUGGGCGUGGUGGAGCGGGUCGACGAAGCGGAGCGGGUCGAAGCUGGCUUUGGGACGUUCACGCCCGUCAACAUGAAGACCAGGCUUGUCAGAGGCAGGACUCCCCCCAAGAAGUGGAGGAAAUCCACGUCAUAAAAAUCAGUAAAUUUGUGCUUCUGCGUAUGAACAUCUUAGUCAUAUCGUCUUGAGAUUUUCCCUUUUUCCUUACAACUUUCAGCAGCUUCUCUGUCGG